GUGCAUUUGAAGGAUGCAGCCAGUCUGGGAACAUAUGCCUCACCUGCAUGUUUAUAACAUGCUGCAAGUAAAGAUCUAAUGAGCACACGAUUCCAUCAACUAAAUCAAGCCUGGAUGACUUUGCCCUUGGCUUGGGCUGCACAAUGUCAGAGGCCACGUAGCAGAACGGACCAUACCUAAAGGAAAAUUGUUAUUCUGUAAUUUCCCAGCCUGGCCUGAAAAAUACACAGGUACCAUGAAUCAACAGAUUUUCUUCAAUUUCUUCGAUAUGAUCUUGCAUAUGUCCAAUACGUUAAAAUACUGUCUUCUAGCCCUAGCAAUAGCUUUGUUCCUGAUUGCACUUUUGAUUUUAUCCUGGAAGCUGCAUCAGUAUUAUUCUUACAAAACAUCUAUUACCACAAAAGAAAAAUACUUGAAAGAGGGAUACAAUGAAACAAAAAAAAGUUCUAGUGUCUUGGUGAAAACACUUGCUCCAACUUUUAUAGAUCAAGUACGAAAAGAGCAAGAUUCGAAGAUUCAACUAAUGCAGAAAGAAAUGGAGAGACUUGAAGUGCAUCUUACUCCCACUACACCUAGCACAGAAGGUCCAGAUGAUGUGAUCAGUGAAUCUGAUUCUCUUCAAGGAUCCAGAGGGAAGCUACGGUUCUCAAUUUGUUAUGAUAAGAAGAAGACAACAUUAUUCAUCAGAGUUUUUGAAGCCAUAGAGUUGCCAGAGAAUGGCAGAGAUCCAUUUGUGAAGAUUAAGGUGUUAUGCAAAGUAGAUGAGCCAAAAUCUUUAAUGCAUUCUGUUCUUUAUGAAUUGGAAACCAGGGUGGUGAAGAGAAACCAAAAUCCUGUGUUUGAAGAAGAAUUUUUUUGUUCUUUGAAGGAAUAUCAACUGUCAAAUAUAAGUGUCAAAUUUGAGGUAAAGAAUUUUGACAAGUAUUCCAGACACACUCUUAUAGGAGAAGUAAGAAUGGCCCUCAAAGACUUGAAGCCUUUAGAAACUAUGGAAUUCUGUGAAAAACUGCAAGAAAAAACAAAGGAUGUUAUUGGAGAAGUACUCAUUUCCCUCAAAUGUCUCCCCACGUCACAGAAAAUAGAAGUUGGGAUAUUGAAGUUCAAAACUGCUUCACAAAGCACCAUCCAAGACAGAGAUGUGUAUGCCAGAAUAGAUGUCUUCAGCAACCAACAUAAGCAAAAGCACCAGAAAUCUAGUCUUCGUGCCAAAUCAAAAGUGACUGUAUUCAACGAGACUUUUCUAUUUAGUCUUCCAGAUCCAGUGAAAACGCAAUGCUUGGUUCUUAUCUCACUUUAUGAAACCUUGACCAGUGGGAGGAAGCUUAUUGGACAGACAUCUCUGGGAAACCAGAAGGCCAAAUCAGAUGAUGGUCAUUGGGACCUUAUGAUGCAAUCAUUACGGCAACCAGUAGCUUUGUGGCAUCCACUAUACAUUUAAGAAAGUAGAUCUAUAUUUAUAGAUCAAUCCCAAGGCAAUAAAAACUCUGAAACUCUAUAACUAUAGGGCUAAGUUUUUUUGUUUUUGUUUUUUAAGGGGCUAUGGAAAAACAAUGUUUAUAGUGUGAAUACAGAAUGUUCUAAUCUAUUCCUUGGUGAGGAGACUUGGAAAUAAAUGUUUAAAAUGGGAUAAGUCAGCAGGUUACAAUCACAAUAUAUUUUCUGUGUAACUAGAACUACCAUAAUGCUUUUUCAACUCUGGCUUGGAGUAAGACAAAUAAAGUUAUUAUCAGACAUCAUGGGACAUUACUGUAUGGCGUUAAGGACAAAAUAACUACUUCAAAGAAGAAACAUUCAUUUUGAAACAGUGCUCCCUGGUGGUAUCAAAGUAUAAUGACAACACUUUUUAAAACUGUUCUUCUAUUAACCAAUGUUUACUUUACAUUUUCUCAGAACAUUCACAGGCCAAUUUGCUUACAUUUACACUUGUAUUGUUGUCAGGUCUUCUUUAGUCCACUCUGUACUGUGAAGGGUCUAUCCCACUAUUGUGUGUUUUAGUAUUUACAUAAAUUUGUCAAUUUACUUUAUUUUAAAGGGCAAGCUGUUAGCAUUAAAAUAUUUAUGUCUGAAAA
Messenger RNA from Pelobates fuscus (common spadefoot toad), 2069 nucleotides. RefSeq names its product synaptotagmin-A-like. Gene Ontology annotation, cellular component: exocytic vesicle; plasma membrane. The transcript is spliced from 9 exons. Gene Ontology annotation, biological process: regulation of dopamine secretion; regulation of calcium ion-dependent exocytosis; cellular response to calcium ion. Bases 236 to 1438 code for a protein of 400 amino acids. Gene Ontology annotation, molecular function: SNARE binding; calcium ion binding; phosphatidylserine binding. The record is from RefSeq and is a predicted model, not a curated record. Lineage: Eukaryota; Metazoa; Chordata; Amphibia; Anura; Pelobatidae.